AUGUUUCGAGGAGGUGCUUCAGCCAUGAAACCUAUUGGAAACUGCGAAGAAGACCUCGUUUUAACACAAGUCAAAUCCGAACCUCGCGUUCAUAGCCCUUGUGAAAAAGACAUGACCCCUUCGGCUAGUAGUAAUCAAUCCAAUUCUUUAUUCAGUACAAUUUCAAGUAGCAGCAAAAGGCCCCGAACAGAUGACUGGCUGAGCCCUCCGAGUCCGGGACCUCCAAUGGGAAGUGCACCCUUGACACCUUCUCCAGGCCCACAUAAUCAAUAUACCGUAAUUAGCAACGGAUAUUCUUCUCCCAUGUCCUCGGGAAGCUACGAUCCGUACAGUCCAAAUGGAAAACUCGGACGAGAAGAUCUUUCUCCUCCGGGAAGUUUAAACGGUUACAGCGUCGACAGCAGCGAUUCGAAGAAAAAAAAAGGACCAACGCCGAGACAACAGGAAGAACUUUGCCUUGUUUGCGGGGACCGAGCUUCCGGAUACCAUUACAAUGCACUAACAUGCGAAGGUUGCAAAGGUUUUUUUCGACGGAGCAUUACUAAAAAUGCCGUAUAUCAGUGUAAAUAUGGGGACAGCUGUGAAAUAGAUAUGUACAUGAGAAGAAAGUGUCAAGAAUGUAGAUUGAAAAAGUGCCUUAGUGUGGGCAUGAGGCCAGAAUGUGUGGUACCCGAGAUUCAAUGCGAAGUUAAAAGAAGAGAAAAAAAGGCACAAAGAGAAAAAGGGAAGCCUUCAUCGACGACAAAUGGAUCACCCGAAUUAAUAAUGGCAGAUACACCCGCAAUUAAGACGGAGCCGAAUACGACUCAGUCUCAUAAUGAAAAAAGUUCUGCUAACGGAGUGAAACCCAUUAGUCCGGAGCAAGAGGAGCUCAUUCAUAGGCUGGUUUACUUUCAAAACGAAUACGAACAACCUUCUGAUGAAGAUUUAAAAAGGAUAUCCAACGCGCCGUCGGAAGGAGAAGAUCAAAGCGAUCUCAAUUUUAGGCACAUAACAGAAAUAACAAUAUUAACCGUUCAAUUAAUUGUCGAAUUUGCAAAAAGAUUACCAGGUUUCGACAAAUUAUUAAGGGAAGACCAGAUUGCCUUACUUAAAGCUUGCUCAAGCGAGGUUAUGAUGCUUCGAAUGGCGAGACGUUACGAUGUCGGUUCGGAUUCAAUUUUAUUCGCAAACAACCAACCGUACACGAGAGAUAGUUACAGUUUAGCCGGAAUGGGAGAAACGGUGGAUGAUCUUUUAAGGUUUUGUCGCCAAAUGUACGGAAUGAAAGUCGACAAUGCCGAAUAUGCUUUGCUCACGGCCAUCGUCAUAUUUUCUGAACGUCCGUCGCUCAUAGAAGGAUGGAAAGUUGAAAAAAUACAAGAAAUUUAUUUGGAAGCAUUAAAAGUUUAUGUCGAUAACAGGCGAAAACCACGAUCGGGAACCAUAUUUGCUAAAUUAUUAUCCGUUCUCACGGAAUUAAGGACCCUCGGAAACUUAAAUUCGGAAAUGUGUUUCUCAUUGAAACUUAAAAACAAAAAACUGCCACCAUUCCUGGCCGAAAUAUGGGAUGUCAUCCCUUAA
Pediculus humanus corporis (human body louse) is the source of this 1563-nucleotide messenger RNA. RefSeq names its product Ecdysone receptor, putative. Gene Ontology annotation, cellular component: nucleus. Gene Ontology annotation, molecular function: nuclear receptor activity; RNA polymerase II cis-regulatory region sequence-specific DNA binding; ecdysone binding. The coding region runs from base 1 to 1563 and encodes 520 amino acids. Gene Ontology annotation, biological process: cell differentiation; negative regulation of transcription by RNA polymerase II; positive regulation of transcription by RNA polymerase II. The record is from RefSeq and is a predicted model, not a curated record. The transcript has 7 exons. NCBI's taxonomy places the organism in Eukaryota, Metazoa, Arthropoda, Insecta, Psocodea, Pediculidae.